UGUUGGGCAGGAUUUCAAGGAAAAACAAGAAUCGGUACAGCUUCAGUCUGUAAAAUUUGCAAACAUGAUUUAUCACAAACUACUUGGAAUUUUUGCGUUUAUAUUGGGUAUUCAAGACAGCCAUUUACAAGCUUGUGGCAAACCAAAGUAUAAUACCCGAAUUGUGGGAGGUACCUAUGCCACUGAGGGGGCAUGGCCUUGGCAAGUCAGUAUUCAAAAGAAUGAGGAGCACAUCUGCGGUGGGUGUCUCAUCUCAGACAGCUGGGUGGUAACUGCUGCCCACUGUUUUAACAGGUUUGAUGCCGAGUACAUGUUCCAGGUAAAAAUUGGAAGCCAUCAGCUCUUAGGUACAAACGUACACGAGAUUUCUCGUGGAGUCAGUGCGAUUAUGAUUCAUGAGGACUUCACUGACUCACCCUAUCGUAAUGACAUGGCUUUGUUACAACUUGAUGAGAGCGUGAAUUUCACUGACUACAUCCGUCCAGUCUGUCUACCUAAUGCGAGUCUUGUUUUCCCAGAUGGAAAGAUGUGCUGGGUCACUGGAUGGGGCAGAAUUAAAUAUGGAGAAAGUCUUCCUGCACCUAAAACCCUACAGGAGGUGAAUGUACCGAUCAUUAGUCAGCCAGUCUGUGACUGCCUCUAUCACAAGGAUUCUAACAUACUUCUGUCUGAGCAGAUUGUUUCAUCUGAUGCAAUCUGUGCUGGAUAUGUAAGUGGAGGAAAAGAUGCCUGCCAGGGAGACUCAGGGGGGCCUCUGGUAUGCAAUGUCGGUGAUGUCUGGGUCCUUGCAGGACUGGUGAGCUGGGGAGACAAAUGCGCCCUACCAAAUCGACCUGGAGUAUAUUCACGCCUUAGUGCCUACCAAGACUGGCUGCAGACAUACGUGCCAGGGCUAGAUUUCAUCUGGAUCAACCAGACUUACACAGAUAUCAAAGUAAACAGUAAAACAUGUAGUGUAGAAGAUACCUUAGAUAUUCCAGAUAUACCAGUCUGGGGCCAUGGAAUUUGUCUGGUAUGCAGCACUUCUGCACUGCUCUUCAACAUGAUAUUCGCCAUUGUGCUGGCUCUGUCCUAGGUUCUAGCAAUGAAUGGACUGGAAGAAACAGGAGGAAGGAAAUAGAAACCCUCAUCUCAGUGCUGCAUGACAACUUUGCCAGUCUUCAUUCUUCACACAAGGACAGCAGUCUCCUGUGUCCUUUGUCAUGUAAUGCAUAUAUAUGCACACCUUUUUCAUAUUGUCACACACUCACCUUUAAAUACGUAAACACACAGCUAUACAAUCACAUGCAACACUUGCAUGUAAACAUACACCCAAGUUACACACACACACAA
This is a messenger RNA of Protopterus annectens (West African lungfish), 1332 nucleotides long. RefSeq names its product serine protease 27-like. The coding region runs from base 65 to 1075 and encodes 336 amino acids. The record is from RefSeq and is a predicted model, not a curated record. The transcript is spliced from 6 exons. NCBI's taxonomy places the organism in Eukaryota, Metazoa, Chordata, Ceratodontiformes, Protopteridae. Gene Ontology annotation, molecular function: serine-type endopeptidase activity. Gene Ontology annotation, biological process: proteolysis.